Cladophialophora psammophila CBS 110553 is the source of this 1722-nucleotide messenger RNA. RefSeq lists its product as uncharacterized. The record is from RefSeq and is a predicted model, not a curated record. Bases 1 to 1722 code for a protein of 573 amino acids. NCBI's taxonomy places the organism in Eukaryota, Fungi, Ascomycota, Eurotiomycetes, Chaetothyriales, Herpotrichiellaceae. The transcript has a single exon. Gene Ontology annotation, cellular component: endoplasmic reticulum membrane. Gene Ontology annotation, biological process: glycolipid translocation; dolichol-linked oligosaccharide biosynthetic process.
AUGUCAGGCGCAGAAGCACAAGCUGCCCGUCAGCCGGGAAGUGGAACGCUUUUGCUAAUCUUGAUCCAACUCGCCUCCAGAGCGCUCACCUUCAUCGGCAACCAAUUCCUCCUUCGCUUUCUCUCGCCCUCGCUAUUGGGGAUCGCUGUCCAGCUCGAGCUUGUCUCCGUAACAAGUCUGUAUUUUGCACGAGAGAGUCUUCGUGUCGCUUUGCAACGACAGCGUCCGUCUUCUCAGUCGCCGAAAUCUAUUUCUGCCAGGGAGGGAAAGUGGAAUGUCGAGGGAACAGAGACGCAAACUGUUGUCAACCUCUCCCACCUAGCAGUGCUUCUGGGCUUGGUUAUCUCGACCAUAUUUGGUUAUUUAUAUCUCCGGAGUGCACCAGAUGAAGUCCUGAAUAGCCCCUACUUUGAUGUCUCAUUUCAGAUCUACGCGGCGGCCACUCUGAUUGAACUACUCGCCGAACCAGCCUUCGUCGUCAUCCAGCAGAAAGCUCUAUACAAAGAUAGGGCACGGGCAGAGACCAGUGCUGCAAUGGCACGAUGUCUCUCAGCUUGCAUCGUCGCCGUUCUGGGACACCGGAGGGGCCUGGCUCCUUCGAUCUUACCCUUUGCCGCGGGACAGGCGGCAUAUGCCGUCACCCUUUUGGCUCUUUACUCCCUGUCAACGAUAAAACUGUCGAAAGCCGAAAAUUUCAGCCUCGUCCCGACGCGAAUACUUUCGCCUUCGCGACAGCAGAUAUACUACUUCAAACUCUUUCACAAGGCAAUCCUCUCUCUCGCAGCGACCAUGUACAUGCAGUCCGUUUUCAAACUGCUCCUGACCCAAGGCGACGCCCUGAUCUUGAGUUUCCUUUCCUCUCUCGCAGACCAAGGCGCCUUCGCCCUAGCCUCCAACUACGGCGGCCUUCUAGCGCGCCUAGUCUUUCAGCCCGUGGAGGAGAGCAGUCGAAAUACAUUCGGACGACUUCUCUCUCCGUCCUCAUUGAGCAAGACCACAGCCCCACCACCCUCACACUCACCAAAGAACAAGAUCCGCCCCAACGAGGAUACAAACAACACCCGUCUCGUUCUCUCCUACCUCUCCACAACCCUACGCAUCUACCUCCUCUUCUCGCUCCCCUUACUCAGCCUCGCCCCGCAAAUCCUCCCCUUUCUCAUCCCCUACAUCCUCUCCCCUCAAUGGCGUACCCCAUCGACAUCCCUCCUCCUCUCGACCUAUUGCUACUACAUCCCGCUGAUGGCCGUCAACGGCAUCCUCGACGCCUUCGUCACGAGCGUCGCCACCUCGGCCCAGCUGCGCAGCCAGAGCCUCUGGAUGCUGGUGUUCACGGGGAUUUACGGCGUCGCGGCAUGGGCCAUGUUGAAGGUGUGGGCGGUGGGCAGCGUCGGUCUCGUGGGCGCCAACAUGGUGAACAUGGGCCUGAGGAUUCUGUGGAGCGUGGCAUUUUUGAAGACCUGGGUCACGACGCAGGCGCAACGUGAGGUGGACGACAGGUCCGAGUCCAAGUCCGGACGAAACGGGGGCUGGGAGGCCAAGGAGAUGAUGAUGCUCAAUGACGCGAUGCCGGCAAAAGCGGGCAUCGCUGUCGCCGUGCUUGUGACCCUCGGGUUGAGAAUGAGUGGCUCUUUCACAACAUCAGACGCUGGGAAAGGGGGAUUGGAUCUCCAGUUUCUUGCUUUCUGGAUUACUGGUGCGAUACUCCUGGGUUCUACCAUGUGA